AUCAGGACGACAUGUUGGCAAGAUUCAAAAUCGUGACCAUCUUUCUAAUUGUCCACCUUUUCAAUGGAAUAUCAGGUUUGUUCGUUCCUUUUUUUUCGUUCAAACUAACUUUGUUUAUAACAACUGAUUGGCCAACUGCCCGUUUACUAUUUACCCAAUGGUGAAUGCUGACGAAAACUAAAGCGCACUCAAAGCAGUAAGCAUCAAAAUUCAACGCGCUUUUUCUUGCUUUUACCAUUGUUUUGAGGGGCUUUUUUCUUAACACUGAAAAAACGAUUACAAAGGUCGCUUAAGAUAACAUAAAACAGGUUGUCGGUAACUACCAUGCAUUAACAUUAGAGGGGCUUUAAAUUCAGAUUUAAUUUCCAAGAAAAGAGUUGAACGUAAUGAAAAACAAAACAAGAAAAUGCCUACAGAAAUUAUAAUUCGAAUAUGCCUUUUAAGGUGAGUUUUAAACAUUUUGAUGACAUUUCUAGGGUCGUCAGGGGGACUUGGGGUGCGCGAGAAGCGCGUGGGGCGCUUAUCUCGCGCGCACACGCAUGUCCAAAUUUGCUUCCCUUUCCCCUUCAAACACCUUCCACGCAGACUACCACCUUGUCAUGACAACCCGUCGAGUAAUUACCGGUUCUCUAAUAAAAGACGUUUUACACAAGGACUUCGGUAAGUUCUCAUUGAGCGCCUUCUGUAAAUUUAGCCCAUGUUCGCACUAUAUCGGAUAUCAUUUCGCGCCGACACGAAAAGCUAACCGCGAUACUAUGAACACCUAUCCGAAAUGUGACUCUCUGCUUUUUGGGGGGAAUUUUGGCGGGUCCGUGUGGUAGUGUAGUGGUAAGGGAGAGAGAGUAGGAUACGAAAGGUUCGAGUUCGAGGUCCAGGUUCGACCCUGGGUUGCUAUUUUCUUUCUUUUAAUAGAAAAACUUUCAAUAACAGGUCAAAAAUUUUCUAAGUGUCUUAAAAACAGCAGCGACCGUUUACGAAAGGGACAAUUGCAUCGACGCGGCGCAGCUUCGCUCCGUUAAGGUGAUAUUACACGAGACGAUUCGCAACGACGAUUUUUAGCGCAACACAGCGUUGCAACAUUGUUACGACACUGUUUCGAAUGGUCACAACAUUGUUCCAGUAUUGCAGCGUUGUGUUGCGCUAAAAAUCGUCGUUGCGAAUCGUACCGUGUAACAUCACCUUUAAGGAAAUCGCUCGGAAAUCACCGUUUUCAUGUGUGAAGAGAAGCCUUAUCUGAUAUAGUUCUCGUACCUUUGCAAAAGCUAACCCGCACAAUGUGAACAUAACCUAACAGCUGUUAUUGUUCUUUUAGGACAAAUAAAUGUGACUUUGGAUGUGUUCUCCGGUAGAAGGAAUCCGCAGUGGCUUCUGCUACCCAGCAAUGCAAAGUUUGCGCAAAUUAAAAAGCUUCUCGUGGAAGCAAGGGAAAGCAAUUUAACCUACUCACCAAACAUGAAGCCAGCAAGACUUGGGUUCAAAGGAUUCGUAGUUCAAGAACUAACACAGAAGGAACCGGAACUAAUUAUAGGAAAGAGCACAGUUCCUUUACAACAGCAGUUAUUUGGGACUCUUCCUACAGGUAUAGCGUAACUUAGAUUGGGUCUGCGCGGGCUUUAGAGGCAGAGGGAUGGAGCCAGGGGUCUGUUUUCGAAAAAUGGCAUAUAACGUUUCGUACUUAUCAUUACAAUAUUUUCAACCCGAAUCUGUAAGUGUUAAAGAAUAAAACAUAUCCAACAAGGUGUCUGGACUAUAGAGAAAGAAAUUUAUUCUGGUCAGAUUCUGGGAACAAUUCUACCGCAGAAAUGUUUGAGACCGUGAAUGAUGAAGUUCUGACAACGUUCACGGCGUGGAUCCGGCUUAGAACUGAAAGCUGAUGCUGUUCAUUAUAAUGUACAAAAACGUUAAAAAUCCUUACGUAUAUUACUAUUCAAAUGAAAAUCUUAAGAAGUAUAAUCUUAUUUCUUGGGCAUUUUACUGAAUCAAAUUUUGUAUUUUCUUUGAAGUUACUACUCUAAACGGUUUCUCCGUUUUCUUUCAGACUGGUUAAAGGAAAAAAUGUUGCAAGUAUACUUUAACAAAGUUCUAAGGGAGGAAAUAAGCCCCGGAUUAAUCAGCGCAGUAAGCCCUGCCAAACAACCAAAACAACUACUUCAACAAAAUCUACCAGAACCACUGAAACUACUGGGGCAAAAAGCCAUACAAAACUUACCCCCAAAGAAACCGAUUUCAGUUACCGGUAGACGAAAACGUUACGCUUAUGAGAUUACAUCCUAUCCUUGGAACGACAUCCCUGCCGCACAGUUAAACAACAACUGCUACAACUACGCAAAUAACAAACUCACUUAUACAUUCGCCCAGCCGGGGAGGGGGAGUGGGGCCAUGUGCCAGUAUUAUUUCCCUGACUGUAUAAGAAAUGCAGCGAUAAACGAUCAUUUGGAAACUUUGGAUCUGCCCCCCGCCGCACCUCUGCCGCCGGUUCCGAGUGGGAAAAAACAUCUAGUGGCACUUGUUAUUAACCCAGGUAAAAAAAUAGCAUUACUUCUCGUACAUAGGGUAUAAAAUGUGGGAGACGCUCAUAUAAACCCUUUGAACACGGCGGAAACGCAUAACGAAGCCCUAAGAACGUAUAAAUGGAAGCCUAUUAUACUGUCUGGUACUGUUGUCAAGGUUCAACGCACUUUGGUAUGAAACAAUGGCAGAAACUUAAAGAUACCAUGGCUGCUAUAAAUGCGUGCACACUGUAGAAUGAAAAAGCGAAAAAGAAAAAAAGAGAUUUUAGCCUGUGUACAGCAUCACCCUCCCAGCAAACACAAUCGGCGCGAUUUUGUUUGAUAUGAGGGGCGGCUGUAUAUGAACUACGCGAUUUUCGAAUCAGUUUUGUGCGAUAAAAACAUCUUUUCUCUUCCUGGAAAAAACUCACUUGCUUUCCAAGAUAUAUUUCUGCGGUGGCCGUAAUGGUAGAAGUCACAACAAGAGCCAUAAUAUGGCUCUUGGUCACGAUAUCAAAAAUAUCACACUUUUCUUAGAACCUAAGUAAAUUGCUCUCCCUCUUCUUUAGGUGUCGAUUUUCACUGGUAUCGUCUCGACCAGCCAGGCAUUUGGACCCAUAAGCCCGGAAACACACCAGCUACCUACCUCGAUAAUGCGAAUCAGUUGAUUAAGGACCCAAGAAACGCUAAUCGGGGCGGUUACAACACCUUUGCUGGUUUCAUGCUCAGUAACAGAGAUGAAGUAACAAUUGCUUAA
Molecule: messenger RNA, 3246 nt
Organism: Porites lobata
Lineage: Eukaryota; Metazoa; Cnidaria; Anthozoa; Scleractinia; Poritidae
Source: the annotation of a GenBank genome assembly